AUGAAUACUAACUUUAAAUUGAAAUUAACUGCUUUAGGACAUCCUAAUCCAGAAACUUUUAAUUGCGAAGAUGAAAAGGAAUAUAGAAGUGUAGUGUUAUGGUUGGAAGAUCAAAAGAUUAGACAUUAUAAGAUUGAGGAAAGGGAAGGACUUAGGAAUAUUGACAGUGGAAACUGGAAAGAAGCUUAUGAUAUUUACCAAAAAGAUCUAGUAAGUCCUAUGGUGGAUGGCACCUUAAAUGAACAACUAAAUUGGCUUCUUUCUUAUGCAGUUAGAUUGGAAUUCGCUGAUAAUGUGAGUAAAUACAAGGAUGUAAAAGUAGAACAACCAAAACAAGCUGCUCCAAAUGUUGUAUCUUCUAACCCUUUGGAUAACUUAAACUUUGACAGUCCCGCUUUCAAAGCUGGUGUCGAUAGAGUGUGUACUCUUGCUGGAGUGGGACCUCACCCAGAUCCUAAAUUCCGCUUGGCAGCUGUAGCCAAGAUUCUUAAAAACUCCCCACACCCUGAACCACAAUCUGACACCAUAGUAAUUAAUCAACCUGUUGAUGUUCUUAAUCUAUUGUUUAUUCAAGAUUUAAGAGAGUUACAGACAAAAAUUAAUGAAGCCUUGGUUGCUGUUCAAACAAUUACUGCAGAUCCUCGUACUGAUACAAAAUUAGGAAAAGUCGGUAGAUAA
Messenger RNA from Pieris macdunnoughi, 678 nucleotides. The record is from the annotation of a GenBank genome assembly. Lineage: Eukaryota; Metazoa; Arthropoda; Insecta; Lepidoptera; Pieridae.